Molecule: messenger RNA, 1809 nt
Organism: Akanthomyces muscarius
Lineage: Eukaryota; Fungi; Ascomycota; Sordariomycetes; Hypocreales; Cordycipitaceae
Exons: 4
Coding region: 1-1809 (602 amino acids)
Source: RefSeq, a predicted model, not a curated record
AUGCCUCUCACCAGCGACUCGGUCUUCCAAGAGCCCGCCCGGGAUCAGUACAAGUACGCAUCCCGCCGGAGCGUCGUCCACAGUACCGAGGGUAUUGUUAGUUGCUCGCAGCCACUGGCCGCCAAGUGCGGCCUUGACGUUUUGCGUGCAGGAGGAAAUGCAGCUGACGCAGCUGUUGCAGUCGCCGCCGGUCUGAACCUCACCGAGCCGUGCUCUACCGGCAUCGGCGGCGACAUGUUCAUCCUCUUCUGGGACGCCAAAUCUAAGCAGGUAAAGGCCAUGAAUGGCUCCGGUCGCUCUGGGGCCAAAUAUAGUCUCGAACACGUCCGCGCCAAGCUCGGUCUCAAAGACGGCGACGUUGCGAGCAUCCCUAAGAACAGCCCGUUUUCCAUCACCGUGCCCGGCGCCGCGGCCGGCUGGGUCGACACCGUCGAGAAGUUUGGCAGCGGCAGGGUUGAUCUCGCGCGGAUUCUGGCUCCUGCGAUUGAACUUGGCGAGAAGGGUUUUCCAAUCUCGGAAGACGCCGGGUACAGUUGGAUGGCCUCGGAGAAGCAAAUCCGCAAUGCCUCGCCCAACUUUGCCGAGAUGCUAAAAAAAGACCCCUCGGCUGAGGGCGGCGUGCGCGCCCCGCGCCCAGGCGAAAUCAUGAAGAACCCGACGCUGGCGCAGACGUUCCGCACCCUCGCCAUCGAAGGAAAAGCCGGCUUCUACAGCGGGCGCAUUGGCGAGGCGCUGGUUAAGGUGGUGCAGGACCUCGGCGGCGAUCUGUCGCUCGAGGACCUCCAGCACCACCUCGACACGGGCAGCGAGCCCGUGGAGCCCAUCUCGCUCAAGUUCCGCGGACAGGGUCAGGACGCCGAUGCGGGCAUCGAGCUAUGGGAGCACCCGCCCAACGGCCAGGGCAUCGUCGCGCUCAUGGCUCUGGGCAUCAUCCAGGAGCUGGAGAAGCAAGGCAAGAUCCCCACCUUCAAAUCUGAAGACGUCAAUACCACCCCUUACCUACAUGCCAUUAUCGAAGCGCUGCGCAUCAGCUUUGCCGACGGCAGCUGGUUUGUCGCGGACCCGAAUGUCAGCAAGGUGCCCGCAGCGGAGCUGAUUUCGGAGUCGUACCUCGCCGAGCGCGCCAAGCUUUUUGACCCAACCAAGGCUUUUGAGACGGUCGACCACGGAGACCCGUCGUCCGUCUCCCCGGCCCUGCGCAGCAGCGACACGGUGUACUUUACCGUGGCUGACUCGGAAGGCAAUGCUGCGUCGUUCAUCAACUCCAACUAUGCUGGUUUCGGCACGGCCGUCAUCCCCGCGGGCUGCGGCUUCACGUUGCAGAACCGAGGCGCCAAUUUCUCCCUGACACCCGGCCACCCCAACGCGUUGGCCCCGCGGAAGCGUCCGUACCAUACCAUCAUCCCGGCCAUGGCGACCAACAUCCAGGACAACUCGUUGCACUCGGCGUUUGGCGUCAUGGGCGCCUUCAUGCAGCCGCAGGGCCACGUGCAAGUGCUGCUGGGCCAAGUGGUCGGGCGGCUGACGCCACAGCAGGCACUCGACGCGCCGCGCAUCUGCAUCGGGGCUGGGUACGACCAGCCGGACAACGCGACGGGGUGGACGGUGGGCGUAGAGGAGGGCAUGCCGGCUGAGACGAUUGAGGGGCUGAAGAAACUCGGGCAUAACGUCAAAGUGGUCACUGGAAGUGGGCGCGGGCUGUUUGGGCGCGGCCAGAUUAUCCGCUACGUGGUUGACCCAGUGGACAAGACGCCCAUCUGGUCUGCGGGAAGUGAUCCUCGUGCGGAUGGCGGCGCGUAUCCUCUGUAA